Molecule: messenger RNA, 969 nt
Organism: Micropterus salmoides (largemouth bass)
Lineage: Eukaryota; Metazoa; Chordata; Actinopteri; Centrarchiformes; Centrarchidae
Product: transmembrane protein 231-like
Biological process (GO): regulation of protein localization; cilium assembly
Cellular component (GO): ciliary membrane; ciliary transition zone
Source: RefSeq, a predicted model, not a curated record
AACCGUGAGACGCUAAGCUAAGCUAAAACAUGGCGCGGUGCGUGGUUCUACAUAAGCUAGGGUGCUAACGUAAAUAGCUUAUUAAUGCGCCUUGAAAGACGACUGCAUUUCGAAGGCUGUUGGAUGGAUAUUACUUAACGACGGUUAAUAGCUGUGUUUGUUGUCUGUGAUAGUUUCACUCGCGUUAGUCCUCCGGGCUUAUCCACUCAGUUAGCAGCUAACGUUAUGUUAGCUUGAGCAUUAACAGGCUAGCCGGCUGACUUGAUACACAACACUGGCGGUUACGAACACUAUUUAUUGCGUUACCUAUGGCUUUCUAUGAAGUGUAUUCUCAUCCGGCUUUGAUUCGGUACAAAACGAGUGUUUGCACAAAAGCCACUCUGUUUCUGGUUGUUGUUCUCUGCCUCACCUACAUCCCACCUCUGCUGGUUGCUUACAGGAGCCAAGGUUUCUGGAUCAAAAGAAGCACUUAUGAGGAACAACCGGUUGUGAGGUUCCAGUACCAGACUCUGCUGGUGGCAGCAACCAGUACUCAGGGAGACUAUGUGGCCUGGAGCACCUUUCCCCAUCUUAACAACAUGCUUGGGGCCAACCUCCGGAUCCCUGCUGUUUCUGUGAGAGAAGAAGACCAGAACCAGGACGGGAAGUUGGAUCUUCUGAAUUUUCAACUGCAGCUACCUCUAAAACCUGAGGAACAGGUGUACAGUGUCCAACUGCUGCUCACCUUCAGCUACCAGCUCUUUCGGAUGUCCACAGUAGUGAUGCAGAGCCUGGCCUAUGUGCAGCACUCUUCUUCUGUCCCCGGAGCUAAGCUGUUCAUCAGCGGAGACCUGAGGCUGCAGCAGAAGACACCCCUGCCUCACCGAGGACUGUUCAACAUUUACAAUGUGUCAGUGAUCGAUGGCUCCAGCCCCUUUGCAAGUGCGUAUGACCUUGACAACAUAAUUGGAAGCUACCAGGAUAGAAACU